This is a messenger RNA of Botrytis sinoallii, 1227 nucleotides long. RefSeq lists its product as uncharacterized. The transcript is spliced from 2 exons. Lineage: Eukaryota; Fungi; Ascomycota; Leotiomycetes; Helotiales; Sclerotiniaceae. The coding region runs from base 1 to 1227 and encodes 408 amino acids. The record is from RefSeq and is a predicted model, not a curated record.
AUGCCCAAGACUCGCAACUCUGCGUCGCGAACGACACGCUUCCGGCGAAAACCAUAUUCACAUCUUCCGGAACGAGCACCUCUCCCUGAUCUGGUUGCUUUACAUGAGAAUGGAACUUUGCUCUCGGAUCAGAGGGCGAUGGGCGAGAGCGCUACAGAGGAAGAAGUUGCUGGAAAUCUGAAACUUAAGUCAAAGGGCGACUUUAAUGACAACAGCAGUACAAACACCAUCUCACCCCAAGCCAUAUAUCCAGAGUCCCAAGCUGGAGAAGUUGAACUUCCCAACUCAGAGAGUAGACACAAUACACCCUCGCACCUCCCAGAAAACGAACAUCUUACCUAUCCACCUACUCCCUCAAACCCCCACUCCAACAUCCAGCAUAACUACCCCCCCUCUUCCAAUCCCUCCACCCAAGCAAACCCAAACUCAAUAUCUCCUCACUCCCUCCGCCAACGCCGUCGCGGACUCCCCGAUCUCCGCGUUAUCACAUCACCUACUCGUCUAGCCGAGCUGAAAAAUGGAAAUUUCAAUAACACAUUUAUGGAAAUCCCUCUUCCUGAGUUAAAGCAGAGAGAUUCGGAGACCCAAGCAUCACGAACAUACCAAGAGCUUCGCCUCCACAACCCCAUCUCUGAAUCCCAAAUGCACAGAAAUAACCGGAGGGAUCAAGAGAGGAAACAUCAUAAUCGCAAAACCCGCAAUCACUACGCCCCCAAUUUUCCCAGACAACAGGGAAGAAUCCGCUUGCUCACAGAUGGACCUCCCCGUCCUGAUCCUCGCACUCGAUACUCGUUCAUACCCGAAUCUCCAGAUACAUCGCAACACAUGAGUAACCCCAACCCCCCCUCCAACUCAACCCCCAUCCCAACGCCAAACCCAGGAAACAUUUCCUCAAACCUCAUGAUCCCAUCAACCCACUCUUCAAAUCCCUCUCCCGCACCCCCACAACUCCUCCCAGCACCCCUCACCAACCUCCUCACACCCACCCAAUACAUUUCCGCCAUCCUCUCUCUUCGCGCCUCGACCCGCGAUCCUGAUUAUUUUCCCUUACCACCUGGUAUCCAACUUUUUGGAUAUUUGUCGCAGCAGAAUAAGAAGGAAAAAGAGCAAGAAAUUAACUUCCUCGCGCUGCAGAUGGAACAGGUGGAAGAUGCGAUACGGCUUGAGGGGGCGCCGGAGGAGGCGAGGGAGGUGUAUUAUGCGCAGUUUGCGAGGAGGGAGGAUUGA